Molecule: messenger RNA, 333 nt
Organism: Rotaria socialis
Lineage: Eukaryota; Metazoa; Rotifera; Eurotatoria; Philodinida; Philodinidae
Source: the annotation of a GenBank genome assembly
AUGCCUGCAAUUACAAAAGAAAGAUUUGUUAAAUCUAUUCCAACGCCAGCUCGUAUUUAUCCAAGAUCUUUGGGUACUCAAGAUGUUAAAAGACUUGGUCCCAGUCGAAAAAUAAGUACAAAACGUACACCAACACAAUCUAUUCAAACACAAACGAUGCUCGCUUGUGUUAUUCUCAAUAGUGCACAUAAUAAAUCUGACAGUGGAACUCAAACAACUGAUGACAUCGGUAUUGAUGUUCAAAGUCAAUUGGAUGGGUCUUAUGUACGCUUAGUCAAAUUUUUAGGUGGAAAAAUAUUCUCCUUUGUGAAAUUAUUUACUAAUAUCAAAUAG